Molecule: messenger RNA, 1110 nt
Organism: Anopheles marshallii
Lineage: Eukaryota; Metazoa; Arthropoda; Insecta; Diptera; Culicidae
Product: ribonuclease P protein subunit p40-like
Exons: 4
Coding region: 1-1110 (369 amino acids)
Biological process (GO): tRNA 3'-end processing; tRNA 5'-leader removal; endonucleolytic cleavage in ITS1 to separate SSU-rRNA from 5.8S rRNA and LSU-rRNA from tricistronic rRNA transcript (SSU-rRNA, 5.8S rRNA, LSU-rRNA)
Cellular component (GO): multimeric ribonuclease P complex; ribonuclease MRP complex
Molecular function (GO): ribonuclease P activity; ribonuclease MRP activity
Source: RefSeq, a predicted model, not a curated record
AUGUUGUGCCCGGAAUUGUGGAAGUUUCCUAUUCCAACAUGCUCGGUCGAGCGGAUUGUUAGUCCUUGCUGGAGUAAGAUGAAAAAGAUGAACAAAAUUCGAAAGUAUAACGAAGCACAUCCACUGAAGCGCAUGGUUUCAGUGGUGAUUCCUGCCAAUGAACCACAAUGUUUGCUUGGUUUGGAAGCGGAUUUUGAUGUUGGUUGCUGUAAACUUUACCGUGUCAGGCACUUUCCCGUGAUGGAGAUGCUAAAAAAGGAAUUCGUGGAAGCAUUUGUUAAGCGAGGAACGCUAUAUGCGGUUAGCACAUAUGCGAAAAUGGAAUCUGAAGAUUGUUUGGCAAUUAUGCCUUGCGGUGCAUUGAUUAUAAGUUUACAUCGUGAAACGGCAGAGAAGUUACAGGGCAAUUUUAAUAUCAAUGUAUGGUCGCAAAAUCGAGAUAAAUGUGUAAUUAAGAUCGAUUUGAAAUCGGCAAAUGCUAGACAACAGAUAAAAGACACAAUGGUAACGUUUGAUAUAACGUUACGAUGGAUUCCUCCAGACAAUGAAUGCAGCAAAUCCAACACCGAUAUGGAUGUUACCGUGAGUGGGAGUUCGAUUGCAAAAUAUUUACAUGAUAUUUGUCAAUUGAAUGUUGAGAAUGUAGCUGCAGGCUGUAAAAAGACGCAAAGGUUUGAUGAAUCAAUACCUAUGAUGAGAGUGAACAACCUUUCUUCGGAUGAAACUGGAAAAACUUCAUGCACAAACGACGAAUUACUGGAGUACAUCGGAAUGCUUGCGCUGGAUUGCACGACAACGCCGAUUGAAUAUGUGAGUAGCUACAUGAUGGAUAAGCCUCAACUGAAACCAAAUACCGUAUCGAUCUUUCAUCGAAAUGGACUCAUAACGGCGGAGGAAGUUAAUCGCAGCAUUAUGCGUUUAACCAAAUUGGUCAAUGAAUGCCACACUAUUCCAUGGGUAGGACUGCAUGUUCAAGGCAUUUGUAAUGUACCUUUACAUUUUAUGCAUCACGGUGAAAAUGGCGUCUAUUGGAAUUACGAUAGUGCGUACACAAUGGUUAUCACGAAUCAAAAUCUUUUGUGGAGUAAUAGUUUUGGAGGUGUUUUGUAA